Owenia fusiformis is the source of this 1519-nucleotide messenger RNA. The record is from the annotation of a GenBank genome assembly. Lineage: Eukaryota; Metazoa; Annelida; Polychaeta; Sabellida; Oweniidae.
GGACAAUAUGUUCAGGUUUUGGGGAAUACACACAAGUAUUCAAGACCAAGGACCCAAUCCUUAGAGGCAGUUACAUUGAAAAAACAAAGAUCAUCAGUCCAACAGAGUAUGACUUUCUAAACAUAUUAUCUCUGUUUGAGGAAGCCUCAGUUGAAGUGUGUGAUGUAAGAGAUGGAUGUAAAUUGGCAGGACAGGGAUAUGGAGUUGUUAAUAUUCACCCUGGACAAGUGCAGAAACAACUUCAUAUCACAGCUACAGGCUAUAAAGUUUUAAAAUCUCAAUCCUCACAUGCUUUUCUUCUUCGUCCUCCCCCUACUGCCUAUUUGUUGACAGCAGAAAUGAGGCACAGUCUCCAUGCUGCAAUGCACACAUACCUGGAGAACACCAAUGGUUCACACUACAUUGGCAUGAAAGAUCUUAAGAAUAAACAGCCCCCUAGCUACACACUUGGGGAAUUUUCAAUGAAUGAACAUCUACAUGGGCCUAGUGUAUGGCUCAGGGUGGGGGGACCAUUAGGCACCACAGACAUAGAUCUCUGUUUCUGUAUUCAGAAAACCCAAGGAUCUGUAUUGGUACCUUUAGACCCAGGUGGUUGUAUUGAGUGCCCUAAAGGAAUCCACUGGACUGAAUCAAUAGUGCAGACUCCACACCAAGCACCUGAUUGCCAGUUACACAUACCUACUGGACAUCAUAAACAGCUUUUUCUUGUAUUGAAAUACAUUUCCCAUCUGUUUAAUAAGAUCCACUGGCAUGUCUACCAUAAGCACCCAUAUGAUGGUCUCAUCUCAUCCUACUCAUAUAAACUGCUCAUCAUGCAUCAUCAGAAAAGUUGCACAGGAUCUGACUUUAAUGUAGGAAGAUGUUUGGAGGAUGUAGUAGAAUACAUAUUCAAUCAAUUUGGAGGAGACGAUGAUAAUGAUUCAUAUCAAUACAUGAUAAGAUAUUUUUAUAAGGAAACGUAUCUACCAGAUACAGAUUACCCGAUAGACAGGUGAGGAUAUUGAACGCUGCCUACAAACAUGUGGAACUGACUGUACUACUGUGGGUGUUGAAACAUGUCAAACACAGCAGUGACACACAAUGGUGGCAGAAACUACUAGAUGAUGAUUUCCCAAACAAUGUCCCAAGUAGUUACUUCCAAAACAAUGUGUUUGAUGGAGCUGAAAUAUUGGAAUCUACAACAUGGUGGCAGAAACUACAUGAUGAUUUCCCAAACAAUGCCCCAAGUAGUUACUUCCAAAACAAUGUGUUUGAUGUAGCUGAUAUAUUGGAAUCUACAACAUGGUGGCAGAAACUACUACAUGACGAUUUCUCAAACAAUUUCUCAAGUGGUGAUGUUUUACUAACUUCCUUGUUAGAGUUAGUCAAACAUGUGUGGGAUGCAUGGCUAAAGACAGAGCCACCCAAGCCCCUAGUUUGGCAGCAUGAGGAUGGCACAAGGACACAUCUCACCAUAACCAAUUGUUAAAAUAUCUAAUAUUACCAGAUUAUUGAAUUGAAUAAAACUAGGAGACUACAA